UGUCGUAUUCAUGAUCUAUGAAACAAUGGUUGAUGUAAUGUAUGAAUGUAACUUCGCUGACCGCUGUGAUUAGAGAAUGGCGCUCAGGGUGAAUGUUUUUCUGUUUCAGCAGACGAACGUUCUUGUUGUAGCAGCUGGCUUACGGACCAACAGUAUUCUGCAGAGAAGUGCAUCGACAAAACCUGAGAAGGAGCCAGCAUGUUCAAAGACAGAGAGAAUGGCAAAGAAGCUGAGGGAGAAAACUCCAAUAGAAUUGGCUGUUCCCUCAACUCGAAGAAGCAUCACAUCAAUUCAUAUUCCAGCAGGAUGGGACACAACCUCAUUGGCACUUACCCAUCCAUGCCUAUUUGAAUGAAAGGUCCCCACAGCAGUGGAUCAGUUGCCAGGCGGCUCAUGACAGAGCACUUCAUCACUGGCCUCCAAGAAGCCCUGACCUCAGUCCCUGUGAUUUUUGUCUAUGGGAGAAUGUUAAAGAUACGAUGCCUCGACCACCUCUACCAGCUAAAAUUGAGGAGCUAAAAGAAAGGAACAACUGAAGCUAUCCAAACUGUUACACCAGAGAUGCUACAGAGACUGUGGAACGAGUUCGAGUAUCGGAGUUGAUGUCACUUGAGUUUGUGGAGGGAGUCAUAGUGAACAUUUAUGAACUU
This is a messenger RNA of Schistocerca americana (American grasshopper), 650 nucleotides long. RefSeq names its product succinate dehydrogenase assembly factor 4, mitochondrial-like. The coding region runs from base 77 to 355 and encodes 92 amino acids. The record is from RefSeq and is a predicted model, not a curated record. Gene Ontology annotation, biological process: mitochondrial respiratory chain complex II assembly. NCBI's taxonomy places the organism in Eukaryota, Metazoa, Arthropoda, Insecta, Orthoptera, Acrididae. The transcript has 3 exons. Gene Ontology annotation, cellular component: mitochondrion.